This is a messenger RNA of Lactuca virosa, 1350 nucleotides long. The record is from the annotation of a GenBank genome assembly. Lineage: Eukaryota; Viridiplantae; Streptophyta; Magnoliopsida; Asterales; Asteraceae.
GCAUCUUUAUCUUUGCCCACUGUAUUCAGUGUGCACGUGUUGACGAUCCUCCAUCAGAUCGACAUGUUCUGGAUUCUUCUCAUAUUUCUGCUUCAUACGUUUCUCGCCAUCAACCACACCGGUGGAGACGAAGCUCACCACCGCCCCACCGCCACAUUAUCAUCUACCGAUUGAAUCGUCUCUACGGCGAUCGUUCGAAAAUGGAGCAAGUUCUUCUGAUAUGACGCAUGUGAAGAAGCACGACAGCGACAACGACGUCGAUUCCGAUGACGUAUUUGGCGGUCCUCCGACAAUCGUUUGCACCAAUAAAUCCCUAAAUCCUUUUGUCGUCUCUCUCUAAACACAUCCACAUCCAAGAAGAAUCAGUUCUCCACUCCUCCUCCUUCUCUCUUCUGUUAUCGUUGACUUCACCAUGGUAUUGCAUUGUCUAAUUUCAUUUGGUGUCUUCUCUGGUGAUACGGUGGUGGUUGUCGGCAAGGGUGAAGGCGGAAGAUGUGUUAUUUGGUUUUUAAAGGCCUGAGUUCUAUCCAACCAUAUGUUCUUCAAAGAUUCUGAACAAGUCUAUAUGUAGGUUCAAACGAAUUUGCUUAUCCUAGAUGCCUUGCUUCUUACAAGAAAUUGAGGAAGCAGUUUUGACAUGAGGGGAGCGUCUUCGGGGUUGACGAGACCGAAGAGGAGGAAAGGGGGAGGCAGCGAGGUUGCUGUUGUGACCUCGGUGGGUGCAGCGAGCUGCUCAAGCAGCGUCUCAGUUGCUUGCUUCGAUUCCAAUAGUGGUAUGUGAAAGGAAGAUGCUUGGGUGAGGUAAGAGAGACAAAGGAGGUCCAAUGAAAGUCCGGUCGGCAAUAAAACUUCGCAGGUGAUUCCCUCGGUGGUGUUUGCUUGACAAUCACGAUGGAUAAUAUAAAUCGAUGGGAAAAAAAGAUUGUUCGGGUGCAGAAUUUCUUGGGUUUUUGGACAAUAUUGCCCCUGAACACUGUUUUCAUAUUGACAUUGCAAAGAAAGAGGAGAAGAAUUGUUGACAAGAAGAAAAGGAUUGGGAAGGCCAAAUUAGAGGCUGCAGAUUACCAUCUAUUGUUGCAUAAACACCUCGGUAAAAAUGGUUGUAGCAUCAACCCGAGAUUCGGAAUUAUGGGACUAGUUCUGCCAUUUCCGAUGAUAACUCUUUUAUUGAGUAACCCUAACCCUAGACGUUCCAUUCCUGCCGCCACCACCAUCGAUCGCAUCUUCAACCGCCACCGUCUGUGGAAGCCUUCUUGGAGCCAACAACAAUUAUUUUGCCGCCGAAGAAGCAACCUUACUGCCGGAGACGCAAUUGGUCAGUCGAAUGAACCAACCGAGAUCAAGUGUUGA